Protopolystoma xenopodis is the source of this 198-nucleotide messenger RNA. The record is from the annotation of a GenBank genome assembly. NCBI's taxonomy places the organism in Eukaryota, Metazoa, Platyhelminthes, Monogenea, Polystomatidea, Polystomatidae.
UACAAGAUCCAAGCAUACGAAGACGGCGAGGAGUCGGUCACAUUGAUGACCAUACCACCGGCCUAUGGGAUGCGCAACAUCUUCGGCACGUACACUUGCAAGGCACAGAACGAGUUAGGCGAGAGCUAUGGCUGCGUCCUCAUGAAGCAGGCCACACACCCGGCCCGACCCGCCCUCCGAGCUUGCUCUGUACGUUGA